AUGGAAGCCCUGCACAAGAACGUUGUACUGAUUGGCGCCAGUGGUAACCUUGGAGUUAAUAUCCAAGACCAUUUUCUGUCUCAAAAAGACUCGCCACUGCACGUGUCCGUCUUAACGAGGAAAGAUUCCGGUGCCAAAUUUCGUCCUGGCUUGAAUGUCAUCGCCACAGACUACAGCUUUGAGUCACUUGUUAAAAGUUUGCGAGGACAAGAUGUUGUCAUCAUGCUUCUCCCACCAGAGUCCACCGUCGACCAUGAGACUGUCAUCGAUGCAGCCGUCAAGGCAGGCGUUAAGCGCUUCUUCCCUUCUGAGUACGGAGUCAGGACCUACUACCCAGCUUUUGCUGAAAACAUGUUGCUCGCUACCAAGAAAAGAUCUAUUGUCCAACACCUAGAGACAACUCAGGAUAUGAUGAGCUGGACUGCAAUCUUGUGUAAUCCCUGGGUCGACCACGUGAGUCUCCAAAACCGAAUCUCAGACUCGGAAGCUGACCCAAAUUCACAGUGCGUUAUCGACGGACUUCUAGGAUUUGACAUGAAGGAACAGAAGGUACGUAUGUACAAUGGUGGCAACGUUCCAAUGUCCACGGGUCCCCGUAACCUAGCUGCCCAGGCUCUCUAUUCGCUCAUCACCAACCCAGAGCGCAUGGAGGAGGCAAAGAACACGUACAUUCACGUUGCAUCUUACACAGUUACGCAGAACGAGAUCCUGGCCGUGGUGGAGAAGUUAACAGGCCAAAAGUGGCAGAUCGAGAACGUCACCUCGAAGGAAGUCAUGCCAAAGGCCUUGGCAGAUGUCAAAAAAGGCUUGAACUGGGGCCUGGGUUACCAGGUCCAGGCCAUUCUCUUCGAUUACAGCCCAGAUGGCGAGGCAAUCGGCGAUUUCCGCCCGCUGGGAAUAUGGAAUGAGAAACUUGAUCUGCCCAAAACCACCCUGGAAGAUGAUUUGAGAGGCCCUCUUUCGGGCGAAUGGAUGGGAAUCGUUCACUGGCAGCCGGAUGAGCUUCCCAACUAUGAACUCAAAAAAGGCCAGCUUCACUCCAACCAUCCAUAG
Molecule: messenger RNA, 1053 nt
Organism: Clonostachys rhizophaga
Lineage: Eukaryota; Fungi; Ascomycota; Sordariomycetes; Hypocreales; Bionectriaceae
Source: the annotation of a GenBank genome assembly